Messenger RNA from Chionomys nivalis (European snow vole), 1563 nucleotides. It is a transcript of the gene Cript, whose product is annotated as CXXC repeat containing interactor of PDZ3 domain. The record is from RefSeq and is a predicted model, not a curated record. NCBI's taxonomy places the organism in Eukaryota, Metazoa, Chordata, Mammalia, Rodentia, Cricetidae. Gene Ontology annotation, cellular component: dendrite. Gene Ontology annotation, molecular function: PDZ domain binding; microtubule binding. The transcript has 5 exons. Bases 89 to 394 code for a protein of 101 amino acids. Gene Ontology annotation, biological process: cytoplasmic microtubule organization.
CGGAAGGGGAAGUCUUCUCCAGCUGUGUUGUUGAUGUCUUUUGGCCGCUGCUCCUGCUUUGGCGGUUGAGGGGACCGUUCGUGGAAGGAUGGUGUGCGAAAAAUGUGAAAAGAAACUCGGCAGAGUUAUCACUCCAGAUACAUGGAAAGAUGGUGCACGGAACACCACAGAAAGUGGAGGAAGGAAGCUGAAUGAAAACAAAGCUUUGACUUCAAAAAAAGCAAGGUUUGAUCCGUAUGGAAAGAAUAAGUUCUCCACUUGCAGAAUCUGUAAAAGUUCUGUACACCAGCCAGGUUCUCAUUACUGCCAAGGCUGUGCCUACAAAAAAGGCAUCUGUGCAAUGUGUGGCAAAAAGGUCUUGGAUACCAAAAACUACAAACAGACUUCCGUCUAGAUGUUCUGCUGAACUCUCUGGCUUUCUAUGGUUGUACUUUCUGCUUUGACUUUUCAAGUUGUAACACAGAUGUUCCAUCUUGCAGAAUAACCUGGUUCAAGAUGAAUGAUUCAGUCUAAAGCAGGAAGUUGAUUCAUUUGUUCUCAUGAAACUCUGAACAGCAAUGCCUUAAGUGGUUAUUUUCCUUGUGAGCAUUUUAUUGAACCAGAAUAAGUGACAAAAUUAAUGAGAAAACAUAUUCCUGAGUUCUGUAUGCACUUUCAAUUUAACAUUAUUCAUAUAACUCUUAUCUGGUCCGUGUAUUUUAUUUAUAGAUGCUGCAAAUGUGAAAUUAUUGAUGCUUUGCUCUGAAUUUGACAUUCAGACUUAGUUUUCCUCCCUUACUCACAGAUGUCACAGUUCUUAGAAUCAGCAGUCCUUGGUUAAAUGCAUUUUCAUUAGCUAUAUAUAUUCAAGUCUAUUAUUGCUGAAUGGUUCCUUAGUAACCAGUCCUGCCACAAAUCAAACAAGUUGCAUUUUUUUUUAAUUUUAAAUUUGUUGUUGAAGCUAAAGUGCCAGUUCCUUUCAGCUGUGAACAGGAGCCCAUGGAGUGUGCCCAUUUCUCCAGCCGAGUGCCCUGUAUUUCAGAGAGAUGCACUCUGUCAGCAUCAUCUAAAGUUCAAGUUGUCAUGAAAGCUGGGGCGUGGGGGCAGUGUUGUUCAUAUGAGAAUGAAGGUUUCUGCUUGGAGUGUUCUUUGAAGUUGGAAACAAACCCUUUCUUAACCUCUUUACCACCCCCACCCAAGAAACCAAUAAAACAAACAGCUUGGCUCUGUGUGUAUAUUAAUGAUGCUACGCUAGACUGCCAGGAUCUGAGGUUCCAAAUGAAGGUUUUUCUUCUGUUGCUUUCUUAGAUUUAGGCCUUCUAUCUUUAAAACCUUCAGUCUACCAGGAGACCAAAAGGAUAUUCUGUUUUGAGUUGUAGAAUCUUAAAUGCAUACCACUGUGUAAUGUGGGAACCACUAUAAAUAAUGAAAAAGUAGGCAUUGCUUAUUGUUCUAAAAUUACUGUGAAGAAAAAGUUCAUUUUAUCUACAAGAUUUUUUAGUGUUUUUCUAGGAUGCUUUGUUAUUUAUUAUUCUGUAAUCAGAAAGAUUACUAAAUAAUGUAAAAUACAAACAAUAUCUAUCA